AUGCUUGUGAAGGAAAAUGGACACGUUGCGGAGACUACGGUCAAACCUAAUGGGCGACAGGAGGUGAAGCCGCGCAGAAAGGGUUUCUUCCGGUGGACAAUAGGACUCGUUGUGAGACUUUGCAUCUGGUAUGCCCUCUUAACUCCGUUCCUACAGUGCCCUUCCAAUCUCGCAGAACUCACGGACUCUUCGCCGCGCGUCUGCAAGCCUUACCUGAUCGGUCGUUCGCACAUCGAACCCUAUGUCACGCCAUAUUAUGAUACGUACGCCGCGCCUUACGUUGAGCAGGCUCGCCCCUAUGUCAAGAUCUUCAAUGAACGAGUUUAUGUCCCGACGUCGAAAGUUGCCAAAUCUGGUUAUGAGAAAUACGGUGCGCCGGCAUUUGAACAGGCCCAAAUUUACGGCGCCGAGCAAUGGCGGGUUCAAGUCACACCUCGAGUACAAUCUGUUCGGGAUAAGGUGAACCAACUCUAUCUGGCUGAGGUGGACCCAUAUAUCCAGCGAAGUGUAACUGUGGUCUCCCCGUACUAUCAAAAGGCGAACUCCGCUGCGAUGACUAUCUACUGGGACCAUCUGGUGCCUUUUUACACCCGCUCAAAGCCUUUUAUCGGAAAGACUUAUGCAACAAGUCAGGGAAUUCUAACAACACAUGUUGUGCCCGGUGCGCGCUAUACCUGGUCCUCCGUGGUCUACUUUGCGAACAGCUCGCUAUGGCCUCAUGUCACAGGCCUGUACUCUGAGCAGGUAGAGCCUCAAUUGGUCAAGAUAGGCCAGCGGUUGGCGAGCUACAGAGAAGGCAAGCGCCUUCGUGCUGUUGUGGAGGAAGCUGACAGCACCUCUUCGCUUCAGCCUGUUUACUCUAAGACGACGCAAACCGAGGAGCCAGCUCAGACCACGAGCACUAUUUCUUCCACUUCUACAACCGAAGCCCCUGUUCAACCCACUCUCUCUGCAACAGAGCAAGCGCAGCAAGAUCGUGUCAAGAUUGAGUCGGAUCUUGAGAGAUGGCAGGCCAAGUUCUCUCUCGCAGCUGACAAGGGUAUUGAGGACCUCGAAGAGCGCAUCGAAGAAAUCGUUUCCGCGCUCAUUGCGAGCAGUGCAAAGAGUCACGGCCAGAGCCUUUCUACUGCGCUUCAAUCAGUAUCUGCCGAACAAAUUUCUUCCAUCAAAAGCCGUAUCAACGCCCUGGCGGAAUCAAUGCCAGAGGAGGAUGCCCCUGAGGUUGAGGAGUCGACAGGUGAUCAGCUGGUCAAAGAAAUCAGAACUUCCGCUAUCUCUGUGAGAGAUCGUGCUCAUGCACUCAGGGAAUGGUCCACCUCUUUCGACCAAGAACUUGUGCGUCGGGUGGGUGCUGCCGUUGACUCCACUCUAGCUGUCCUGGAUAGCAUCCGUGAUCUAGGAUUACAAGAGAUCGGUAUGCGCUGGGCAUGGAUGGAUGGUGUCACCUACAAGGAUUGGGCGAAAUACCAUGCCCUGAAGGCCCAACUCGAAGAUUGGCGCAACGAGAUCCAGGAGGUCGGCACACAACAUAAGUCGGUGCCCGAGGCCAGAGCCGUGGCAAAUGACAUAUUGGACAGCGGCAUGCAAGAGGCCGAACAGGCUGCCAAGGAGCUUGUUAGACUCAAGGAUGUGGGUCUCUGGAAGAUUGCUGCUCGUGAAGUUAGUGACAACUUUGACACUCGAACCGAUUCUCCGCCUCCGAGACCCAAGCCUCAGCAGGAGCCCGAAGAAUCGGAACCUAUCCCUGUUGAUUCGGAUCGCGAUGAGACCUCUGAGGAGGCCUCUGAAUCUGCUAGCCAGGAAGAAACCGCGUCAAUCACGGAUGAUGCUAUGGAGGACAUGGAUGAAACUCCGGAGACCGAAUCUUCACACUCGGUUGUUGCCGAAGAAGAGGAUCUUGAUGAUGAUGUUGAAUCCGUUAUGGAUGAUGUUGUAAUUGAGGAUCAGCCUUCUGCGAGACCAGCCUUUGGUGUUGCAGCUGCUGAGGUCGACUCUUACCGAGAGCCCAUCCUCGAUGACGAGGAUUCAGACACCUUGCAUAACCUGGCGAACAAGGCUGGCGACACUUACGCCGAAGCAAGCAAAGCUGUGAGCGAGGCUAUCUACGGUGCUUCUGUGACUCCUGGCGUUGGCGAGCAGGCAGCCUCAUUCGCCAGUGACCAGUAUUCUCAUGCAUGGUCUGCCGCAUCUGAGGUUCUUUACGGAACUCCUUUGAGUCCCGCUGAAAAGGUUUCCAGUGCUGCUUCUGAAAAGUACACUGAGGCUGUAGCGGCUGCCUCGUCCGUCAUCUACGGUACUCCAACACCGGUCAUUCAGUCUUUGGUAGGCGAGGCCAGCUCAGCAUAUGCUGACUCUACGGCUCAAGCCAAGAUUCUCUAUGACAUCGCGAAGUCUCAGGUUCUUGGCCAGAUGGCCCAGUCUAGCGCUCCCGCUCAUUCCCAGCUCCUUGAUUCUAUUGAGGCAGCUUACUCAAAGUCGGUUAAAUAUGCUACCGAAGAGCUGGAGUCGAAGCUUCGCGCUGUUCGACCUACUCCCGCGCCAUCCUCUGCAGGACCUCUAGCCCAGAUCUCAUUGAUCGCCUCCUCACGCUUGCAUCAGGGAAUCAGCCUGGCCUCUGAGCAACUAGCUCAGGCACGGGCAACAGCAUCGCCAACAACUGAUUCUGGCUUCCAGCCCUAUGUGCUCGAUGCUCAGCGUCGAUACUACGAGGCAGUCGGCUUAGCUCAUGAUCACUAUACUGCCUUUGUUUCUACUGCAUCCAAUGCAGUUUACGGUCCCACGCCAACCCCGGCUCCUAGAAGUUUCCAGGGACUCAUCGAGGAAGCCGGGUCUCAAUAUGAGCAAGUCUCUUCGUUGGCUUCCGCCAGCCUUGCCGCUGUUGUUGCUUCGGCCAGCUCCGUCAUCUCUUCGGCCGACGAUGGUAAAGCACAGGGUAUCAUUGAUGACGCUUCUUCGCGAUACAGCGCAGCAAUUUCCGCGGCUUCUGCCUCUCUGUCGUUGGCAUCCGCCUCGGCGAGCUCAGCGUUCUAUGGAACCACCCCAGGGCCUCUAGAGUCUCUUUCCAGCCAAGCAUCCGAGAACUGGGAGCAUCUAAUUUCCAAGGCUAGCGAGCAGAUUUAUGGUGCACCGACACCCUAUCUUCAACAAGUGGCGAAUAACCAGCGUGCGCACUUUGAAGCAGUGCAGCGAAUUGUUUCGGAUUUGAUCGUUGACAAGCAGCCGUCUUUCACUGAGAGUGUUUUGAGCAAGCUUCAAGCUGCAUACGAGACGCCUUACCCUACGGCCGCUGUUUCUUCUGCUUCUAGCUAUAUCAGUGAGACAUAUGAAACCGCAUCAUCGGCUGCUGCUGCGGCUAUCUCCGAUAUGCCAAGCAUGGAGGAUAUCAUGCAGAAUGCCAAUGAUCAAUUGCACGCUGCUGUCGAAGCGGCCAGUGUCGGGAUCUACGGAACUCCUAAGGGUUCUUUCGAACAGGCCACAGAUGCUGCGGCCGACGCUUACUCGACAGCAUCUGCUCAGGUGAGCAGCGCUGUAUAUGGCAAGGAAUCUAGUUACAUUGAUGUCGCCAAAGACGCCAUUGAGGAUAUCCAAUCCAAGGCCAGUGCCGCCAUCUAUGGUGAAGAGCCCAACGCAGUUGAAAGCGCCACUGCCCGUCUCGCCGGUGCUGUUGAAAACGCCAAGUCCCAGUUGGCUGUUCUUGCAGCAAGCGCCAGCAGUGUUGCAUCUGAGGCAGUUGAAACUGCUGCGUCACACGUGGAAGAUGCUACAAGCAGUUUCAAGAAUGCUGCAUCGUCGCUCAAGGACGAAUUGUGA
Penicillium nucicola is the source of this 3810-nucleotide messenger RNA. RefSeq lists its product as uncharacterized. The coding region runs from base 1 to 3810 and encodes 1269 amino acids. The transcript has 4 exons. Gene Ontology annotation, biological process: protein transport. Lineage: Eukaryota; Fungi; Ascomycota; Eurotiomycetes; Eurotiales; Aspergillaceae. The record is from RefSeq and is a predicted model, not a curated record.